Molecule: messenger RNA, 1622 nt
Organism: Diceros bicornis minor
Lineage: Eukaryota; Metazoa; Chordata; Mammalia; Perissodactyla; Rhinocerotidae
Product: olfactory receptor 11A1-like
Exons: 1
Coding region: 233-1189 (318 amino acids)
Biological process (GO): G protein-coupled receptor signaling pathway
Cellular component (GO): membrane
Molecular function (GO): olfactory receptor activity; G protein-coupled receptor activity
Source: RefSeq, a predicted model, not a curated record
AACUCUCUUGAGCCUUGAAGAUUAUGCACAACUCAGGAAUGCAGGGAAGGAUAGGAGCUGGAGAUGGAGUUAGCAUGUAAAAAGAGGGCAGAUGAGGACAUGCGUAAGUGACACUUGUUUUGGAGACUCACUUUUAUCUUUUUAUUUUAGCCCUACUUAUCUGAAGCUUGGUGGAGAAGAUAGAGAGCUGCACUAAAAGUUCUCCCUUAAUCACUCCCCUGCAGAGACUUGGAUGAUCCACAUGGAAAUUGUCUCCAUAGGAAACCAAACUAUUACUGAAUUUGUCCUCCUUGGUUUCUAUGAAACAGCUGAGCUGCAUCUCCUUUUCUUUAUUGUGUUCACUCUCAUCUACACCUCCAUCAUCAUAGGGAAUAUGCUAAUCAUUGUGGCAGUGGUUAGCUCCCAGAGGCUGCACACACCCAUGUAUUUCUUCCUGGCUAAUCUAUCCUUCCUGGAGAUCCUUUAUACCUCCACAGUAGUGCCAAAAAUGUUGGAGGGCUUCCUGCAGGAGGCAACCAUCUCUCUGGCUGGUUGCUUGCUCCAGUUCUUUAUCUUUGGUUCUCUAGCCACAGCUGAAUGCUUCAUGCUGGCUGUCAUGUCAUAUGAUCGCUACCUGGCAAUCUGCUACCCACUCCGCUACCCAUUCCUCAUGGGACCCAGAUGGUGCUUGGGGCUGGCAGUCAUAGCCUGGCUUUCUGCCUUCAUGGUAGGUGAGUUGAUUGUGGCCCUGAUGGCCCAGUUGAGAUUCUGUGGCCCCAACCACAUUGACCACUUUUACUGUGACUUCAUGCCUUUGAUGGGCCUGGCCUGCUCAGAUCCCAGCAUAGCCCAGAUGACAACAUUCACUCUCUCUGUGGUCUGCCUCACUGUUCCCUUUGGACUGAUUCUGACAUCUUAUGCCCGGAUUGUGGUAGCUGUGCUGAGAGUUCCUGCUGGGGUCAGUAGGCGAAAGGCUUUCUCCACGUGCUCCUCUCACUUAGCUGUAGUGUCCACAUUCUAUGGAACUCUCAUUGUCUUGUACAUUGCACCCUCUGCUGUCCACUCCCAGCUCCUCUCGAAAGUCUUUGCCUUGCUCUACACUGUGGUCACCCCUCUCUUCAAUCCUGUGAUCUACACCCUGAGGAAUAAGGAAGUGCAUCAGGCGCUAUGGAGGCUUCUCUACAUUAAGCAAACAGAGACACUAGACUGAAGGAGGAUGGUGGUGAAGAUUUUAUUUGGACUUUGCAUAUCUCCAUUGGGAUGUCAGCCAGGAUUGGUUGGGGAGGAAUAACUUUGUUGUAUUCUGAUGUUUCCCUCUGUGAAAUGUUCUAUAGUUACUCUAAAAAUGAGGAUGGUAGAGCAACGAUUUUCAAAUGCUAACUUUAAAAACUUUACCCUUAUCUUUUAUUAUUUCUUUAUUAAAUAGGCAAUGGAUAUUUAAUAUAGCAAAUAGAUAUACAAAAAUAUCAACACAAAACAAACCUAGAAAUAUUGGGCACUUGUGUUGUGUGUGUGUGUGUAUAUAUAUAUAUAUAGUUGUUGGUUUAUGGAAGUUUGUAAUCUGGCUUUCCACUGAAUAUUAGUUUUUGAACAUCUUUCUAUUUCAACAAGUAUGUACUUGUUUAUUCUUCUGGGAUUUUUAG